Molecule: messenger RNA, 572 nt
Organism: Strongylus vulgaris
Lineage: Eukaryota; Metazoa; Nematoda; Chromadorea; Rhabditida; Strongylidae
Source: the annotation of a GenBank genome assembly
AUGUUUCAAAAAGGUCGUGAAGAAAUUGAAGAAAAGCAGGCAAUUCAAUGUUUGCGAAUGCUCACAGAUGCUGUUGAACGAAACCCUCAAAACAGCGUAUUUGGUCCACUUCCGUCGGAAUUAGAAUUAAUGACGAUCAUUGUGUACGAUUUUCUUGGAGAAAACUCAACUAAAGCCGGAUUGUGGGCAUAUGGAUACACAAAAUAUCCUGAAUCUCCAAAUCUUGACAGAAUGUUCGCGGACUACGAGGAACUUCUGCAAGAAAUAAGAGCUUUGAGGUUCUAUGACAAAGACAAGCCUCUGUCCACUUCAGAUGCCAUCAAAAUCAUUAAUUCGCUGAAAUUUGAGGAAAAUCAAGCAAACUGCUUGGUAUUAUUUGCGGCACCGCAAGAUACAAAACCUCUGCCAAUUUUGGACCCAUACUCUAAUAUAAAACGAAUUGUCGUUGUUGGAUUUAAUGAUACUGAGUUACAAUAUGCUGCGGGUGAGAGAGGAGUGGCCGUUAGUGUUCCAUACCACUAUGUGGAUGACGAUAUCUUUAACGUUUUGGACGCCAUAAAUGGAAGGUAAGA